Molecule: messenger RNA, 1140 nt
Organism: Suillus bovinus
Lineage: Eukaryota; Fungi; Basidiomycota; Agaricomycetes; Boletales; Suillaceae
Exons: 7
Coding region: 1-1140 (379 amino acids)
Biological process (GO): aromatic amino acid biosynthetic process
Cellular component (GO): cytoplasm
Molecular function (GO): 3-deoxy-7-phosphoheptulonate synthase activity
Source: RefSeq, a predicted model, not a curated record
AUGGCGCUUUCUUUCAAAGAAGCACUUCAACGGCUUGAGAAUCAUCGCGUUAAAGCGACGCGUCCAUUGAUUCCGCCUCAAAUUCUGCAGGAAGACCUUCCUUUGACUUUUCUUGCUGCGAACACCGUCCUCGAGGGACGUCGGACAACUGAAAAUAUACUCAAGGGCGACGAUGAUCGGCUGAUGGUAGUGGUUGGCCCCUGCUCGGUCCACGACGUGGGUGCGGCGAUUGAAUAUGCCAAGCUACUCAAAGCCUAUGCGGACGUGGCUAAGGAUGACUUGCACAUCGUUAUGCGUGUGUAUUUUGAAAAACCUCGAACGACUAUUGGAUGGAAAGGUUUGAUUAAUGAUCCCGAUAUGAAUUGUAGUUUCCAAAUCAACAAAGGCCUGCGCAUCGCACGCACCCUCCUUUUAGAUAUUGCUAAACUCGGUAUGCCUGCUGGUUGCGAGUUCCUCGAUACAAUUUCGCCUCAGUACACCGCCGAUUUGGUAUCCUGGGGAGCUAUUGGCGCCCGCACCACGGAAUCUCAAGUGCACCGAGAGCUGACCUCUGCACUAUCGAUGCCCACCGGAUUCAAAAAUUCGACCGACGGAUCCGUUGGCAUUGCGAUAGAUGCAUGUCGUGCUUCUCGAAGUGGCCAUGUCUUCCUCAGUGUGGGCAAAGAAGGCCUUAGCAGUAUCAUUGAAACCGAGGGCAACCCAGACACCCAUGUAAUCUUGCGUGGUGGCUCUAAAGGCCCUAAUUAUGCCGCAGAAUACGUCCGCGACUGUGGCGAGAAGCUUUCCAAAGCUGGUCUUCCUUGCAAAAUCAUGGUUGACUGCAGUCACGGAAACAGCCAAAAACAACAUCGUAAGCAGAUUGAAGUUGUAGAAGAUAUUGCACAACAACUGGCGAGUCAGGACACGUCAGCGUUCAUCAUGGGUGUCAUGCUCGAGUCUAACCUCGUCGAGGGACGGCAAGAUUUACCGUCGAGUGGUCCUACUGGCCUCAAAUAUGGUCAGUCAGUAACUGAUGCUUGUCUGUCUUGGGACAUGACUGUUCCCGCUCUUGAUCGUUUGCGUGAAGGUGUUCGCGCUCGCCGAGAGUUGAUUUCUCAAAAUGCCAAAGGCUUGGAGCUUCUGGCUAACGGCGCGAAGUAA